Messenger RNA from Rana temporaria (common frog), 1469 nucleotides. Its product is annotated as chemokine-like receptor 1. The record is from RefSeq and is a predicted model, not a curated record. NCBI's taxonomy places the organism in Eukaryota, Metazoa, Chordata, Amphibia, Anura, Ranidae. Gene Ontology annotation, biological process: positive regulation of cytosolic calcium ion concentration; inflammatory response; complement receptor mediated signaling pathway. Gene Ontology annotation, molecular function: N-formyl peptide receptor activity; complement receptor activity. Bases 159 to 1244 code for a protein of 361 amino acids. The transcript has 2 exons. Gene Ontology annotation, cellular component: plasma membrane.
CUUCCCUUUAUUUCUAAAACUAACCAAGAGGUGUCCUCCCUUAUCAAGCAUAUAUUUUACUCAAAAACAGCAUAAGAUAUUAUUUUGAGAUUCCUGAUCUGGAAGAAGCAUCUCUUUACCAAAGCCAAGUUUCUUUGAAUCUGGUUUGCUUUGGGACAAUGAAAAAUUCUAUGGCAUAUUCCAAUAUCUCAAUGACAUAUGUGCCCUUCACUGUAACUCCGCUGGACGACUCAACUGACAUAUAUGAAGAAUAUGAUGAUGAUGAUAAUAAUAAAAAAAUGGCAGAUAUGUUCCAUUACAUUUCAAUAGUGAUCUAUUCUGUGGCCUUUCUUCUGGGGACAACUGGAAAUGGUCUGGUCAUCUAUUUCACCACCUUUAAGAUGAAACGGACAGUCAAUGUUGUGUGGUUCCUUAAUUUAGCCAUAGCUGACUUUAUCUUCACAUUCUUCCUGCCUUUCAGCAUUGCCUAUACCGCCCUUGGUUUUCACUGGCCUUUAGGGAAAUUCAUGUGCAAGCUUAACACAGCUAUUAUAUCCAUCAAUCUAUAUGCCAGCAUCUUCCUGCUCGUCGUGAUCAGCAUUGAUCGUUGCACAUCAGUAAUGUUCCCUGUUUGGUGCCAGAAUCACCGAACUCCUAAGGUGGCCUCCUUUGCAGCCCUGGCAGUUUGGAUCCUAGCAUUCCUUUUCAGUUUACCAUCUUUUAUAUUCAGAGAUACAGCCAUUUAUGAGGAUGUCGUUAUUUGCUUUAGCAACUUUCACAAAGAUCCUGAUGUUAUCAAGUCAAUAUACAAGGGCAUGAUCAUAUUACGACUCAUCUUUGCUUUCAUCAUUCCGUUCUCUCUAAUUAUCUUGUGUUAUGUAAUAAUUAUGUUCCGCAUCCAAAGAAAUCGCAUGAAGACAUCUAACAAGCCAUUUAAAAUUAUUUUAGCUGUUAUAAUUUCAUUUUUCAUCUGCUGGUUUCCUUACCAUGUCUUCUCCUUUGUGGAGUUGUCUGCAAUGUAUCCUGGCAAUGAGCAUCUGAAGGAUGUAAUACGCAUUGGAAUACCUCUUACCACCAGUUUGGCCUUCAUUAACAGCUGCAUCAACCCUGUUCUCUAUGUACUUAUGGGGCGAGAUUUCAAAACAAGGUUACGCAAAUCUUUCCGGGCAGUGCUUGAAAAAGCUUUCAUGGAGGAAAGUGUUCCAGCAAGCUUCAGGAGUAAAACCAGGUCAACCAGGUCAACCUUGGACUCUGAGCAGGUGUAAACUGAAGCCACAUCCACAAAUGAAGAUAUAUUGUCAUAGGCUAAGGGGACAUGAGCUCUUUGGCUUUUUUUCAGGAUAAUUUGAUUUGUUUUACUUAUGUUUCCAGGAUUGAAUAAUCUAUCCUAGUAAUUACUGUAAUUCCAAAUAAGUAUACCUGUCUAUGUUUUUUAAAGAAGGCAGCAGUAAUUUGCCACAAUACUAGAAUACCAGUUCUGGUUAAAUUCA